AUGGAGGACAUUGACUCCUCCGGGUCAACUGUUGACCGUUCUCAAACCCCUGUCCAAUCGGACUUCACUAAAAAUCCUCCUCUCAAUAGUUCUCGUCAUAAUCCUGAGAACGGUUUCUUCAAAGCGUUUGCAGAAAUCCUCGCUAAUCGGAACUCCGAUGGGAGUAUCUUCAUACAACCUGAUAAGGUUAACUCGUUACUUCCUCUUUUUGAGAUCGAAAAGAUAGCUAGUGUUCAAACUCUAUCUCUGGUAGAGAAGAUCACUAUCCGUUUAGACUCCUUUGAGAGAUCACUCAACUCGGUAGUCAACUCAUCCUUGAAAUCCUCACCUGCAUGGGUGUUAGGUAAAAAAAAGGGUGCCCCUUCUAAAUCGAUUCCUCAUUCUACUGUCUCUCGCCCUCCCCCUUCCACCUGA
Puccinia graminis f. sp. tritici CRL 75-36-700-3 is the source of this 414-nucleotide messenger RNA. RefSeq lists its product as uncharacterized. The transcript has a single exon. Bases 1 to 414 code for a protein of 137 amino acids. The record is from RefSeq and is a predicted model, not a curated record. NCBI's taxonomy places the organism in Eukaryota, Fungi, Basidiomycota, Pucciniomycetes, Pucciniales, Pucciniaceae.